CGGACCGGGGAAGGAAGCGAUCCACACACCCGAGGAAUCCUCUCCGAGCGCGGGCGAAGAGAGCUCUCACUUCAGCCUGCGCCUUUUCGGAACCAGAGACAUUUUUACGCACAAGAACUAUGUUCAGAGAGACUUGGAGGCUGGCGCAGUACCACGCCAUGAGGUCCAUGGAUCAAGAUGACCCAAACCUCGCCUCUCACAAAGUCCUCAGUCCAGACUCGGAGCACUCCUUCCCCUUGGAGGAACCAUCUCCGUAUCACCUCAAAUCGUGCAGUCCGCCCUACAGCGACCCCACCCACAGUGAAGCCUUACCUGGAUACGACCAUCCAGAGACCAGGGGCGGGUGCCACCUCACCCUCAGCCCCCGCAUCGAAAUCACUCCAUCUAGGGAGCACUUCCAGCAUGACCCGCUUGACAACCACCACCAAAACCUGAGCCCUAGACCCACCCUCACUGUCCCGGGUCAUGAGAACCUUGUUUACCGAGAACCACAGUGCCUAAGUCCAGCGAGCAGCAACUCCUCCACAUCCUGGCAUUCGGAGAGCUACUCGCCGUGGGCAUCUCCCUGCGUCUCUCCCAGUAACAGCGCCCAAAACGCGGGUGACCUUUGCCCGCGCUUCCAGAACAUCCACACUGGGUCCCCGCGCACCUCCCCAGGCACGUCCCCCCGCACCAGCCUGACGGAGGACGGCUGUGUGGGGCCGCGGUCCCCUUCACCCAGGACCGGGUCGCGCUCAACGUCUCCACAAGGGAAACGAACCUACGAUAUGUACCGCAAUCCGGCUUUGCUCCCUGGUCACCGCUCGAGAAGCCCCUCCCCUCACGGUCGUCAUGAGGACCUGAGCGUCGGAGGUCACUACCCCAGCCUCGGUGAUGCCAUGAACGGGUACCAGCCUGGUCUGAUGCCCACCAAGAUCGUCAAAACAACCAACCAGCUGUACACGCUGUACCCCGAGAACAACGGAGAGCCCAACUACCUGGUGUCAUGUGACCAGGAGCUGAAGACAAAGCCCACUGCGGAACCUUUCUUUGUCAUCCCACAGAUCUGGUCCAAACCGCUGGUGCCGGGUCUCUGCAGUAUCCCGGUCUCCUCCCUCCCUCCUCUGGAAUGGCCUCUUCCCUCUCGCACAGAUCAGUACGAGCUCCACAUCGAAGUGCAGCCGCGGCCUCAUCACCGAGCGCACUAUGAGACCGAGGGGAGUAGGGGCGCGGUCAAGGCUCCCACGGGAGGGCAUCCGGUCGUACAGUUACACGGUUACAGAGGCAAAGACCCCCUGGGGCUGCAGAUUUUCAUUGGGACAGCAGAUGAAAGGAUCCUCAAACCUCACGCCUUUUACCAGGUCCAUCGUAUCACAGGCAAAACAGUGACCACCAGCAGCUACGAGAAGGUCUUCCACGGCACCAAGGUCCUGGAGAUCCCUCUGGAGCCCAAGAACAACAUGAAGGCAAUAAUUGACUGCGCUGGGAUCCUGAAGCUGAGGAACGCAGACAUCGAGCUGCGGAAAGGAGAGACAGACGUGGGGCGAAAGAACACUCGGGUCAGACUGGUGUUUAGAGUGCACAUCCCACAGCCUAGUGGCAACAUGGUGUCACUGCAGGCAGCGUCGCACCCCAUCGAGUGCUCUCAGCGGUCGGCCCAUGAGCUCCCCCUGGUGGAGCGUCAGGACAUUGACAGCUGCUGCGUUUUGGGAGGGCAGCAGAUGAUCCUGAGUGGACACAACUUCAGCUCCGACUCCAAAGUCAUCUUUGUGGAGAAAACACAAGAUGGACAGCAGAUCUGGGAGAUGGAGGCCACAGUGGACAAAGACAAGAGCCAGCCUAGCAUGCUUUUCGUGGAGGUGCCUUCAUACCGGGACCCGUCUGUGCUCCAUCCCAUCAAAGUGAACUUCUAUGUGAUCAACGGCAAAAGGAAACGCAGCCAACCACAGCACUUCACCUACACCCCCCUGCCAUCUCCGUCCAUUAAAACGGAGCCUCUAGAUGAGUACGAGAACUUUGUGAUGCCUCAGAUGUUUUACCACAGUCAAAGAGGCGUCCUGCAUCCAGACAACAACCUGGUCCCCAAUAUGGCGUCCUGUCUGGGCUCCGGCAUCUCAGAGGAGGGGAGGUUCCAGCAGCAGAGCCCAGCCAUAGUGUACUCUCGUGGGGGUAAAUCGUUGAGCUCGGGCCUGUACCAGCAGCAUUCCUCCGGAGUGUUGCCCGAUCCCCAUCACCGCUCGGUCCUGGUCCACACCGGGUCACCAGCACAGCACCCGUCAAUCAUCCAGUUCUCUCCGACCAAUCAGCACCUGCUACCGAGAGCAGGGGAAGCCUUAGCCCCGCCCACACAUGAUAAUCAACAGGUGGUGUAUUGUGAAGGCUACUCUCCGCAGGCCCACUCCCCCUCUCACCCCCAGUCCUACCCCACAGUGAUCCAGCAGCAGUACCUCCAGAAGACCCCUCCUCCUCCUCCUUCAGCACCGCAGCAGCAGAAAGCACGCGCCCCCUCAGCCCCUCCCGACCCGCACCGCAGAGUCACAGUCAAAGAGGAGAAUCUGGAUCAAGCUUACCUCGAUGAUGGUGAGUUGAAUGAAAUCAUCAGAAAGGACCUGACUGGAGUUCACGCCAGAGGGCACUCAUAGAGGAAGUGACAUCAUAACCUGCAGACGCAUCACCACGGCAACUCAGCAUCUCACUUCCUGGAAUUUCAAGUUAGCAUAAAACCAAAAUAGCAUCCAGAUACAACCACCAAAGUGCUUUAGAUCUCUGAAGAAACAAGAGAUUGUAAACAACAUUGUAAAAAAUAUGUUUAUGUAAGGACAUUAUGGGUCCAGUCAUUCCAAGCUCCAUAAAUAUAAACCAGAUCUAAACCAGGACUGAACCUGGAUUAAUCCAGGACUGCACCAGGGCUAAACCAUGUCCAAACUAAGCCUUAACCAGGAUUGGAACCAGGUCUAAACCAGGACUAUGCCAGGUCUAAACAAAGACUGAACCAGGAUAUACAUUGGGGUCAAAACCAGGGCCUAAACCAGGAACUAAACCAGUACGAAACAGGGUAGAAACAAAGGUCUAUACUAGGUCUAAACCAGGGUCUAAACUAGAAUUAGACCGAGACUAAACCAGGACUAAACCAAAACUAAACAAGGUCUAAACCAGGACUGGAACUAGGUCAGUACUAGAGUCUAAAGCAAAGCAAAACAAGAUCUAAACCAGGACUACACCAGGUCUAAACCAGGACCUAGCAUAAGACCAGACUAUUAUCUUUGUCAACUUUGAAUUUAAACACAUCCAUAGCCCCGUGAGUGCCAUGACAACAUCAUCGCACUCAGAUUUUACAGCAGUGUCAACCAAACCGCAGCUUCAACCAUUGUCACGACAAUAUUUAUUUCAAAUUUCAAAAGAUGGACGACAAGGGACAUUUUUGUAUUUUCAUCGAGAUUUCAUGUGGCUCAUCUCAUUUUCAAAGAGUAGGUCAGACGCACACUGCCUUUUGUGACUCGAUAAUGCACUGCUCGAAAACAGGGGAAAAAUUAAAGUUUUUUAUUAUUAAUUUCUUAAGUUUUGUACAUAGUGAAAAUAUAUGAAUAGCCUAUAUAUUGCAUAUUAUUCAGGAGAUGUGCCAAAGUGUCUAUAAGGAAACAUGAGCCAAAUCGUUCUCAUUCUAAUCUGAUUUGUGAGAAUAAUUUCAUUUUUUAUGCAAACAGAGAUUUAAAAAAGUAGUUACAAGUUUUACAUCACAAAACUCUCCAAAUGUUAAAAAUAAUUUGUCUAAUCAGAUUUGUAAUUUUAAAGGCCUGUAAAUUUAUAGAAGCAUUAUGUAACUUUUCUGGUAUGAGGGCUCCACUGCCUGCUUGUCUCCAUGGAGAUGUUAUUGCUUUGUCUGGAAUGUUCCACAGUAUGCUUUAAAUUAAAUCAAUGUAUCUUAUCUGGUUUUAAUGAUCCAAAAUACAUUGAAGAAAAUGCAUUCUUACUGGAAGUGUGCUCGCUUCUCCACAAAUCUGACCUGUAUCUUGGCAUGAUGGCGUCAGCGUUAAGUUUCCAUGGAGAUAGAUAACUUGAAUGCCAUGCUGUGGAACAUUACAGGGCAAAGCUAUAAAUAACAUCUCCAACGCUAAAAAAACCCCAAAUAAUGUUAUAAAUGUGUAGGCCUUUUAAAUACGCAAAUUGGAUUAAACAAGUUUGACUUUCAGACCAAAGCUGCAUUAGAUUAAACUACGUCUUAUAGGAACUAGUUUUAUAUUGAAAUCAGCCAAAGCAAAGGUGAAAAUCAGAAUCACCUUCAUCUCAGUGAAUCUUGACCAAAUAAAAGCCAUUUUUCAUCAUUUUAAAGGGAAAAACGUUAUAUAUUUAUAAGACUAAUAUGAUUUUUUUUUUUUUUCUUUAAGAGACGUUUUCUAUGAGCCAGUGCACUCGCUUAUGUCUUGAAUGUAAAUCUAAACUGUAGCCUUAUUCCUUUUGUAAAUAAUGUGUUUUACGGCUCCAAUUUGUCAUACUAAAAUAGGAGAAUUGUCGUUUUAUUUUUGUCGAUAAAGAAAAUCUGAAAGUGUCAUCUCUUAAAUAUUUAAUUUUGUGUUUUUAUUUGACUUUAUGUUAUAAAAUAUUGUAGAUUUGAAUGUGUUAUCAUUCCCUGUGCCUAUAGACUUUGUACUACCUUCUGCUCUUUGCUCUAAAGCUAUUUUUGUAUUCUGACAGUAGCAAUAAAUAACCACGU
Messenger RNA from Periophthalmus magnuspinnatus, 4690 nucleotides. RefSeq names its product nuclear factor of activated T cells 2a (gene nfatc2a). The coding region runs from base 120 to 2621 and encodes 833 amino acids. Gene Ontology annotation, cellular component: transcription regulator complex. The transcript is spliced from 15 exons. Gene Ontology annotation, molecular function: transcription factor binding; DNA-binding transcription factor activity, RNA polymerase II-specific; RNA polymerase II cis-regulatory region sequence-specific DNA binding. Gene Ontology annotation, biological process: calcineurin-NFAT signaling cascade; regulation of transcription by RNA polymerase II; cytokine production. Lineage: Eukaryota; Metazoa; Chordata; Actinopteri; Gobiiformes; Gobiidae. The record is from RefSeq and is a predicted model, not a curated record.